AUGGAAAGCAAUAAUAACUCAAAAACGAAGCCAGCUUUUAUUCUAAAAGAAGUUCACAACCCCAAUUACUCAGAUUUUUUAAGCAAUGGUUAAAGUCCAUUUUAACCAAAGAAAAACGCUGCAUAAUCUGAUCAAGUAUAAAUUCAAAAUAGAUAAUAAAAAACACAAUAAUUAUUUUAUGAUGCUAAAGGAAGCCAGUAGAUCUCAGGCACACUAACAAACCAAAAUAUAAAGUAACCAAAGUCACCAUAGGUGAAUAGCCCCGAAAAAAAUUUUUCAAUAUCCAAACAAAUAAAGCUCCCCAAAAGAUCAUCCUCGAAGCUAUUACCCGCAAUUAGCAAAGGAGGUAUCUUUGAAGACAAGCUAAUUUAUGUUAGAAAACUGUAACAAGCAUAGCAUUUGAAUAAAAAUGUAAUUCACAUAGAUCAAGAUGGUUAAUCACGCUAGGGCAUUUAUAUAAAAGCAAACUUACCGAAUUAUGGUAGCUUUACUUUCAAUAAUAACGAGUAUUUAGAAGCCAAUGCUCAAAACAAUAAUCAAAAUCUUAGAUAGUCUAUAAAUUUCGAUAGCUUAGAUUAGAGAAGAGCUGCUUCAUUUAGCCUCAACUAAAAUUAUCAAAAUGUUAAAACUUAGCUCUAUAAUGCCAAUUCAUUCCUUAAUAAUGAUUAAAAUAUUCAAAAUUAGGUAAGAAAUAGCUAGCAAUACGAAUAAGAUGUGCAAGGAACAACCAAAUUACAUGGGUAAAAUAACUAUAAGUAAGAACCAUUUUAAGCUAAACAUAUGAAAUACUUAGCAGAAAAAAGAAGACAGUUUAGUGAGCUUAAAGCAAGAAUUGAAGUAAUAAACCAGCAAAUUUCUCAUAAUGAAACAAAGUAAAACUCUAGCAUACCACCAUAUUACUAGAGUAACAAUGCUUUGGCUCUAUAAUAAUAAAAUCUUGAAAAGAACUCCAUGCCUUAUGAAGCUUAGAAAACCUUCUAGAAUGCCAAAAUUUAAUAGACUUUUGAGAAGAGAAGAGGAACUGGUUUAGAUUAAUAUAUGAAUAUGAAGAGUUAGCAUUGCAGAAAACAAGUGAGAUAAUCACUUGAUUCAAAGCUUAAUAUCUAAUAAAAUUAAUAAGAAAAUUCCUAAUCAGCGUUGAGUAACAAUACAGAAAUUAGGAAUUCUGCUCAGAUUGCUGAGAAUCAGCAUAAAUAAACUGUAAAGGACUGUCUGUAACUAAAAACUGACUUGGAUAGCAUUAUCAAUCAUUUUUAAAGCUUACCUCAAAAGAAAGGACAAAAAGAUAUAAGCAUGAGUGGAAACAUCUAGAGAGAAUCUAAAACCAUACUAGAAAGAUAGGAUGAGGCUGAUGAUAUUCUAAAUUUUAUGUCAGCUAAAGAAAUGAGUUAGGCAUAAAUAGAAAAGGCUGAAAUGAUAUUUUAAUUUUUACAAGAACACAAGUAUGAACUUAUAAAUAAUGAAACUAUCCUUGAUCUAGAGCCUGAGCUUAUAGAUAAAGGAACUAGCAUAUCUUUAAAUACAGGAAAAUAUCGGAGGGUUGCAAAUAAAAACCUACUUAAAUCUAAUCUGCUGAAUAAGCAAAAAUACUCAAAUAGAGGCAGCAAUUUCUCAACCAAUGGAACCAAAGAUAAAAUGGGUUAGAGUAAAUUUGACAUGAAUCCAGAGGUUAAUCUCUCAAAGUAUAAAAAAGGGUAUAUCUCCUCGCAAAAUAAAGAUCAGUAGUAGAAUUAAUAGCACCCGAGUAUAAUAGUCCUUAGAGAUUUGCUAAAACGAAAAGUUGAUUAAAAUGGAUAUGAUUUUUCCAAAUUAAGCCAAUGA
Stylonychia lemnae is the source of this 1821-nucleotide messenger RNA. The record is from the annotation of a GenBank genome assembly. NCBI's taxonomy places the organism in Eukaryota, Ciliophora, Spirotrichea, Sporadotrichida, Oxytrichidae.